AUGAAUUAUGAUAAAAAAUGUGAAGCGGCUGUCGUAGUUGUUGGCGAUGUUGGUCGAAGUCCCCGAAUGUGCAAUCAUGCAAAAAUGCUCGCCGAUGAAGGAUUUCUUGUCAAAAUUUUUGGAUUUUGCGAUUCUCUCCCGGGAAAAGCAAUUAAAGAUCAUCCGAAUAUUCGAAUUUCGCCAAUUUUACCGCCUCCGGAAUUGGCAUUUCUUCCCGUUUUUGUUCAAUUGCCAAUUAAACUUGUAUGGAAUUUCGUUUUUCUGACAUUCGCUCUGCUUUUCAAAACAAGUUUUUCGAAUUUGCGAGUGGUUUUGAUGCAAAAUCCGCCAGCUCUCCCAACAAUGCCAGUUUGUUUUCUGAUAGCUAAGUUGAAAAAUGCAAAAUUUUGCAUCGAUUGGCACAAUUAUAUGUUCUCGAUUCUUCGCGAUAAAUAUGACUUGACGGAAGCGCAAAUAACCGGCGAAGGCAACAAUGGAAAUUCGAUGAAAAUUCGAAUUGUUCGAAUCGUGCGCUAUUUGGAAGGCAUUUGCGGGCGAUUAUCUGAUAGGAAUCUAUGUGUGACAAAUGCGAUGCGAAAUGACUUGAAACAACAUUGGGGCAUUGAAGCGAACACAUUUUAUGAUAGGCCGCCCUCGUGGAAAUUUAGUGAGCCGACGAUCGAAGAAAUUCAUGAAUUAUAUCAAAGACUACAAGAAAAAGAAGAUGGCGCUGUAUUGAAAAACGAUUUGAUUGACGAAAGUGAAACUUUGAUAACUCAAAAACUCGAAAAUGGCACAAUCAUUAAACGAGAACAUCGUCCACUUGUUCUUCUCUCAUCGACAUCGUGGACAGCAGAUGAGAAAUUUGAGAUUCUUCUUGAUGCACUUUUUGAAUACGACAAAAUUGCGGCCGAUCGUUCUCAAAAUUUUCCGCGUUUAUUUGUGAUCAUCACUGGUAAAGGGCCGCUCAAACGAAUGUACAUGGAACAAAUUGACAAAAAACAACUCAAAUUCGUUAAUAUCUACACCCCUUGGUUGGAAGCCGAAGAUUAUCCGAAAAUGAUUGCGAGCGCCGAUUUGGGAAUUUCGCUUCACACAAGCACUUCUGGCUUGGAUUUGCCUAUGAAGGUUGUAGACAUGUUCGGAGCAAAGGUGCCUGUGCUCGCAAAGAAGUUUCGGUGUAUCGCCGAGCUCGUCAAGGAAGGUGAUAAUGGAUAUCUGUUCGAAAAUUCAGAUCAACUCCUGGAAAAACUCAAGCUAAUCGCAAAAGGGUUUCCAACAAAUUUGAAAUUGUUAAAUUUGAAGGAGAAUGUCGUGAAGAACAAAUUUGAGACUUGGGAGGAAAUGUGGAAUCGAGAAGUGAAAGAUAUUCUCCAACUCCCUUCGGAAUUUGAUAAUCGUCGUCAAAUUCAAAAACUAAAAUCGAUUUAUAUUGUUGCAAUUGGGAUUCUGUCGAUAUUUGUGUUCGGCAUUAUAUACGUUAUUUUGUUAAGAAUGGGUAAAUUUAUUUGA
Messenger RNA from Caenorhabditis bovis, 1491 nucleotides. The record is from the annotation of a GenBank genome assembly. NCBI's taxonomy places the organism in Eukaryota, Metazoa, Nematoda, Chromadorea, Rhabditida, Rhabditidae.